AUGCGUUCCAGUCUAUCAUGCGAAUUUUGCCGGCGGUCCAAAAUCAAAUGCGUCAACAGCGGAAGUCCGCCAUGCCGUAAAUGUGAAAAGUCAGGGCGAGAUGAUUGCCAAUUGACCAGACCGCAAGUCAAUGCUACUGGACGAGCGUCCAAAAGGCCCCGAAGGGCAGACGAUGGCUUCGAUGCGUCGCUGCGAAGCUCCUGCGAGCAGGAUGGCGAAUCUCAACAGGUUCAUGUAUCGGCGUCGCAAUCCAGGGGCCCUGCGACUCCCAGUCGGGGGUCGGCCGACCCAGAGUGCCGUGUUGGAAAGGAUGAGAUGGAUCGACACCUUCAGAGUAUACCCAGAGACUUGGUAUUCAUUGCGCUGGAGGCAUUCUGGCGCAAAUUUCCUGAGCUGAGGAUCAUUCAUCCAUCGUCGUUUAUGCAAGCUUUUAAAUCUACUUGCCCAAAGGAGAGCAAGGCCUUGCUAGCCACAGUGCUUGCAAUGACGAAAACGCAGAACCCGGACUCCGACCGAUUACGGACGCAGAUCUUAUAUCCAAGUGAGCGUUAUGCGGCUUAUGCAAGUGAGGUCUUGGCAGCCUGUAUCCUGCAGCCCCCAGAUGUCAACGUUAUUCAGGCGCUACUGAUAUUGACCUUGUUUGAAUGGGGUACACGGGACUUUCACAAAGCGUGGAUGCAUUGCGGUAUCGCCAUUCGUAUGAUGCAACUGCUUCAUAGUUCACGAGUAGCCCCUUUCCCAUUAGAAAUACCACAUCGAAGUGAACAUAACGAAUUAACAACUGCAAUCGAAACGAGAACUUUCUGGGCUUGUUUUGUUAUGGACUGUAUGGUCAGCUCUGGUACCUACAAUCCGCGUGUGCUUCCAAAGCAAGAGAUGGCCAAGCUCAACGUGCCCCGGCCACCGACAUCCACUGAAUUCGCCUUGGGCUCUGGAUCAGUUGGCCAAACAGAAGACUCAGAGAACAUCUUAACACCAGGAGGCAGUAAAACCUCAGUCUACCUCGACCUUGACCAAAGCUUUGGGAUUAUGGCCGCUGGUUUCGAUAUUUACUCCGACGUCAUGGCCUUUGUGUUCAACGACGGCCGGAGGGCGCCAGGCAUGUGCUCACCGGAAAAUUGCCCUUGGGUUCCAACAUCACCAGUCGCCUGUUGGCGUAGGCGUUUGGAAGAAUGGAGGGCAAAGCAACACCACCGGCUGCAUUACCCUGAAAACAGUGUGGUGGCCCAUGCGACAUUAGGAUACGGCGAAUCUUUCGUGUACCUCAACUUACUUUACUACCAAAGUAUCAUGAUGCUCCAAAGGGAGUACUUUCCCUUCUUACCCGGCUUGGAAGCGUCGCCUCAAGGUCCCAUAGACCCCCCACUUCUCGAAGCCGAAGCUCCACCUGGCUGGUGGGAAGAAAGUUCCCGAGAGCUCUUUGGAGCAGCGGAACAUCUAGGGAGUAUUCUUCAAGAGGCUUCCGAGUGCGGCGUCGCAGUAAUGACGCCAUUUGCUGGCUUUUGUGCAUUUUCAUCAUGUUACAUCAACCUUUACGGAUUCCGCUUUCCUCGGAUUACCCUUGGGUACGCUCCAAGGGCUGAAGAAUUGAUGAACACCAGUAUUGAAUAUCUGAAAAGAUUCCGCGAAGUCUGGGAUCUGGGAGAUGGAUGGCUCAAAACCAUACAAAAUGGAUCAUUGAUGUACCAGAGGGUUAUCUCAAAUAAUCAUCGAUAUCGCGGUCUGUCGAGGUUCAACUUCAAUGUUUUGCAUCAAUCAGUCCAUGAGUUUCGUGUUGUGGAUAGAUCAGCGCAGCAUCUCGAAGAAAUCAACAACGCCGAGAGGAGCUCUAUUGGUACAGUAGAGGGAGAUGGCUUGGUAGAUAAGCAACAGCCAAGCGUUGGUGGAUUAAGUGCUCAGGCCUUAAUAGAUCCUAGCGGGAAUAUGGAUGACCAAGGCCUGUGGCCAAAUUGGUGGUCGAUGCUAGAAGAAGUGAACACACAGGAAAUAUUCACGUUAACUUGA
Molecule: messenger RNA, 2004 nt
Organism: Colletotrichum truncatum
Lineage: Eukaryota; Fungi; Ascomycota; Sordariomycetes; Glomerellales; Glomerellaceae
Product: fungal specific transcription factor
Biological process (GO): DNA-templated transcription; regulation of DNA-templated transcription
Cellular component (GO): nucleus
Molecular function (GO): DNA-binding transcription factor activity, RNA polymerase II-specific; zinc ion binding; DNA binding
Source: RefSeq, a predicted model, not a curated record